Hippocampus zosterae (dwarf seahorse) is the source of this 1678-nucleotide messenger RNA. Its product is annotated as transmembrane protein 106C-like. NCBI's taxonomy places the organism in Eukaryota, Metazoa, Chordata, Actinopteri, Syngnathiformes, Syngnathidae. The record is from RefSeq and is a predicted model, not a curated record. Bases 227 to 1042 code for a protein of 271 amino acids. The transcript has 8 exons.
AACGCAAUAAAAUGAAGUUGCCGGAAGCGGACCGAAUGCUCCUCGUGUGACAGUGAUGGAAACGACCUGAGGAGUUCGAAGCUUUCAUUGUUAAAAGUCAUUUGCGGUGUAGUUAACUACAGGUGGCUACUUUUGAUUUAUGUCUGCCCGUGCAUUAUUUGUUGGUGGUGGUUGAGAGGCGACGAGACAAAAAACGGGCAUCGACGGUCUAGGCAAGCUGUGCGACAUGGGGAGCGCGUUUUCUCGCCUCGACGGCAACAGACUCUCAAGCCUGCGGGAGAGGUUGAAGGGCAACCGGCGGCCAGGUGAGGGGAGGCCGACAGACUUUGACGACGACUCCCUGGAUGGACUCGUCAGGAGCGAAGACAUUGCCCAGUUUCCUUACGUGGAGUUCACCGGCAGAGACAGCAUAACGUGCCCGGCGUGUCAAGGAAGUGGACGCAUGCCAACGGAUCAAGUCAAUGAAUUGGUUGCAUUGAUCCCAUAUACCGACCAAAGGCUGCAGCCUCAAAGAACCAAGCUCUACGUGGUUCUGUCCGUCGUGCUGUGUUUCCUUGCGUCCAUGCUGGUGGCCUUCUUCCUCUUCCCGCGAACAACGAUUGUGGUGGAUGAUGGGAUAUGCGCGGUGACGGUGCACUUUGACCCCGCAACCGACAAGGUCCAGAUGAACUUAACGAGCACGCUGAACUUCAGCAACCCGAAUUUUUUCUCAGUGUUGGUGGAAAGCGUCAGCUCUCAGGUGCUCUACAUGAAGAAGGUGAUCGGGACGCGUCAGCUUAGCAUUGCCACCACCAUCUUACCACUGAGCAAGCGUCAGGUGAACUACACGGUCAGUGUAGAGAUUGGCAGCAGUGCACCAUAUGUCUAUGCUUUCUGCACCAUGCGCAGCAUCAAGGUCCACAACAUCCUUGUUUUCAUGCAAACCUCGGUGAAAACCUCACACAUGGUGCGAACAUCCCAGAACAGCCUGGAAGCGUAUCACUACAUCGACUGUGGCUCCAACACCACAUACCAGCACUGGCACCCCUUCGCGGCCCCCUAGCCAACUCUCAUUACCACAGAUGUGGGGAGGGAUGGUGUAUUCCUUCACUGGAGUGUUUGGUUGAAGUUUGCACAUGAUCGGGUUCCAUGACGAAACUGCCUCUUAAAUUGAGCAGCUUCCUAAACAAGGUUAUGUGUUGAUUUUUUAUUUAUUUUUUUGGUGGGGGUCGGGGGGGUUCAAGUACCAAAAAACAAUUCUCAAAACUCCGACAUUGCACUUGUAGAUUAGUAGUUGAAUAAUCUUUGCCAAAGAUAAACUCUUGAAGGAAGCGUGUAUUUAAUAUUUAUUUUCAUGAUUAUUCUUUUGUUUUUCUUCUUUGUUACGUUUAACACUGUACGAUUGACAGAAUGUUUAGUUAGUAAACCCAAUGAAACCUUUUGGAAAUGCUGUUUGUGGUUACAAAUGUUCAUCCGGCUGCAAAGAAUUUGAAACCUACAGCGCACGUCUACGUUUUUGAUUAGGAAGACGUGAGGCUAACACUCGUGCAUUUGAACGGUGAUAAGGCAAAUAAUCAAGGUGUCUAAUUUUUUUUUUGGGGGGGGGGGGGGUUAAUGGAGAUGCAGAUGUUUUAAAAACAAUGACUUCGUUGUAAUAAAGAAGCGAAAAAGGAAAUGUCAAUAAAUAUAGCAACAACAU